AUGACCAGCAAAUUACAAAUUUUGUGGCAUAAAUAUAUUCGUCAAUAUGGUCAAGAUUUUUGUGUUGAAAAUGAAAAGUUUAAGUGCAACAAAUGUGACAUUUUUCUCAACGUAACCAGGCGAUCACAAAUUGACCAACAUAUUAAAACUAAAAAACAUAUUGACUGCUGCCAAAUCAAUCCAUCCAAUGAUCAGGAUAAUGAAGAUAAUGAAGUGGUGAAUGAAGUUCAAGCCGAGUUCAAUAGAGAUCUUUUCAAUGCUUUUGUCAAAUCUGAUAUUCCAUUAACUAAGCUUGAAAAUGAUGAGCUCAAAAACUUUCUCCUCAAAUAUACAAAUAUUGAAUUGCCAUCUGAACGAACUCUUAGAAGGAUGCUUUUACCUGAAUAUCAAAAGGCCUUAAGUGACAUAAGAUCGCAUAUUGGUUCAAAUAAUAUUUGGAUAUCGAUUGAUGAAACUUGUGAUAUUGCUGGUCGAAGUGUUGUUAAUGUCAUUGUUGGUAUAUUAGAUGGCUUACCGGAUAAAAAACCAAUAUUAAUUCAUGUUGAAUACACUCAACCUCCAAAUCAUUCAAUCAUUGCUCAGGUUUUUGAAAAUGCUUUAUCAAAGCUUUGGCCUGAUGGUAAGCAUUAUGAAAGAGUUCUUCUUUUUGUUACUGAUGGAGCAAGUUAUAUGAAAAAAGCAGCUAAAGCUUUAAAAAUAAUUUACCCUAAAAUGCUUCAUAUAACUUGUAUUAUUCAUGGUUUGCAUCGAGUUUGCGAGACAAUCAGAACUUUGUUUCAAUCUGUUGAUAAUUUAAUUACUGAAGGUAAAAGAGUAUUCCGAAAAGCUCCAAAACGAAUUCAACUUUUGAAACAAUUGAAUUCAAAUCUGCCAAUUCCUCCUCAGCCAACGAUUACAAGAUGGGGAACAUGGUUAGAAGCUUCUGUUUAUUAUUAUAAUUAUUUUUCUGAAUUCAAAAUUAUUGUCAAUUCAUUAGACUCGACUGAAGCAGCAUCUAUCUUGAAUAUUAUCUAUUGGCUAACCUAA
Tetranychus urticae (two-spotted spider mite) is the source of this 1026-nucleotide messenger RNA. Lineage: Eukaryota; Metazoa; Arthropoda; Arachnida; Trombidiformes; Tetranychidae. The record is from RefSeq and is a predicted model, not a curated record.